Diversispora eburnea is the source of this 286-nucleotide messenger RNA. The record is from the annotation of a GenBank genome assembly. Lineage: Eukaryota; Fungi; Glomeromycota; Glomeromycetes; Diversisporales; Diversisporaceae.
UUAUCAUGCGCUCUUGAAAUGAGUAAACUUCAAGUAGAUAUUACUUAUUCACAUCAGUUAACUUCUAUAACAUCUACAAUAUCAGAACCUUUAUUUGAAAUUGUUGAAGACAAUGAAAAUAAUGAAAUUAACAAUCAAGAAAAUAAUGAAGAAGAUAAUGAGGAUCAAAAUUAUAAAAACUUAAUGGAUGAUGAUGAAAAUUUAAUAGACAGAAGUGAUAAAGAAUUUGAAAAUAAAUAUAUUAAUCAAUUAAAUUUGGAAAAUGAGUUUGAUGAAUAUUUACAAG